Messenger RNA from Saccoglossus kowalevskii, 1403 nucleotides. RefSeq names its product beta-keto L-gulonate decarboxylase-like. Lineage: Eukaryota; Metazoa; Hemichordata; Enteropneusta; Harrimaniidae. Gene Ontology annotation, molecular function: hydrolase activity, acting on ester bonds; zinc ion binding. Gene Ontology annotation, cellular component: nucleus. The record is from RefSeq and is a predicted model, not a curated record.
AUGGCGGACUCUGACAACGCUGUCCUUCCCGUUGAGAAGAAAGAAUUACACGUGCCAGAUUACAACGAAGUCGUCAAAGUUUUACAAGAUGGUUUGAAAGCCAACUUCAGUGAGGUCAGUGUUGGUGUUGUGGAUUGUCCGGAUCUCACUAAAGAACCUUUCACCUUAGCAGCACCUGGCUUAUGUGGCAGACCACGCAUGGCAGACAUUGGUGGUGUUCCUUAUCUCAUGCCACUAGUACAGAGGCAUAAGAAAUAUAACUUUCAAGACAUUGCUGAGAAAAUUGAACUUCCUGGAGCUUUUUUAAUUGGUGCUGGUGCUGGACCAUUGCAUGUGGUCGGCACCAAUAGUGAAAUGAUGACGAAUAUCAAUCUAAAUAAUGGUGACAACAGUACGUAUACAUGUAAAAUGCAUACUGAAGAUGAGAAUUCUUAUAUUUUAGAAAAAGGUCUCUCACUGGAUUGUAGUUUAUUAGCAAAUAUUUAUGCGAGUGAUGGAAAACCAGGAAAGGUGAUUGAAGUAAAAGCAAGUACUCGUACAGGUCCUGAGAACUUUGUGACAUGUAUGCGAAAAGCCUUGAAGGAGAAGUAUGGUGACAAACCAGUGGGAAUGGGAGGAACUUUUAUCAUCGAGAAAGGAAAGGCCAAAAUUCAUAUCAUGCCUGAUUUCUCAGAGGUGCCAUUGGACUCUAAUGAAAAAGUCGAUCAGUGGUUGAAAUUUUUUGAUAUGAAAGCCAUAUUGGUGUGUUUAAGUGUCUUUAUAUCGCAUGAUCCGGGACUAGAUUUACGAGUAGAACACACGCACUGCUUUAACAAGCAUGAUGGUGGAGGUGGUCAUUAUCACUACGACGUGACACCCGAUGAUGUAGUAUAUCAUGGAUACUUUGUACCGUCCGAAUAUAUGUACAGGAUAGAUGCACCAACAGAAACGCACAUGAUUGGCAGAGAUUAGAAAGCAUCAUUUCAUUUUAUUGGUGGGAAAAAUAGGAGACAGUUGAUUGGUUCAGAUUAGAAAGCAACAUUUCACUUUACUGGUGGGAAAAAUAGGCGACAGUUGAUUGGUUCAGAUCAGAAAGCAACAUUUCACUUUAUUGGUGGGGAAAAUAGGAGACAGUUGAUUGGUUCAGAUCAGAAAGCAACAUUUCACUUUAUUGGUGGGAAGAAUAGGAGACAGUUGAUUGGUUCAGAUUAGAAAGCAACAUUUCACUUCAUUGGAGGGGAAAAAUAGGAGACAGUUGAUUGGUUCAGAUUAGAAAGCAACAUUUCACUUCAUUGGCGGGGAAAAAUAGGGGACAGUUGAUUGGUUCAGAUCAGAAAGCAUAAUUUCACUCCAUUGGUGGGAAAAAUAGAUGACAGUUGAUAGGUUCAGAUUAGAAAGCAACAUUUCACUUCAUUGGAGGGGAA